Molecule: messenger RNA, 1265 nt
Organism: Humulus lupulus (European hop)
Lineage: Eukaryota; Viridiplantae; Streptophyta; Magnoliopsida; Rosales; Cannabaceae
Product: exosome complex component RRP4 homolog
Exons: 6
Coding region: 94-1059 (321 amino acids)
Biological process (GO): nuclear polyadenylation-dependent rRNA catabolic process; CUT catabolic process; U4 snRNA 3'-end processing
Cellular component (GO): cytoplasmic exosome (RNase complex); nuclear exosome (RNase complex)
Molecular function (GO): RNA binding
Source: RefSeq, a predicted model, not a curated record
GAGAAACUGAGAGGGGAGAGUAGGGGUUUUAGUUUAGGGUUUUCUUCUCUCUCUUCUAUGCCUUAAGCUUCAGUAAAGUAAAUAUUGAGAGAAAUGAGAGGAACAGAGCUUCCAUUGAAUCAAACCCAGAAGGUUCGUCUACAGAGAGCUCUCGAAAAACUUGAGUCUCUUUCUUCCAAGGUCAAUGCUAAUGCUUCUGUCACAGUCGCCGAUUCCAUUCCUGUUAACUACGAAGAUGGCGUCCUCAAGGGACAUGGAACCUCAGAACUCAAUGGUGAGGUCGUUGCGACAGUUUGCGGUAUUGUGGAGCGAGUCAAUAAGCUGGUCUACGUCCGUGCUUUACGGGCCAGGUACAAGCCCGAGGUUGGAGAUAUCAUAGUGGGUCGUGUUGUCGAGGUUGCUCCCAAACGUUGGAGAAUAGAGAUCAACUUUAGCCAGGAUGCAGUUCUGAUGCUUUCUUCAAUGAACUUACCUGAUGGUAUCCAGAGGCGACGUACUGCUUUGGAUGAACUCAACAUGCGUAGUAUUUUUGAAGAGAGUGAUGUUGUUUGUGCCGAGGUUCGUGGUUUUCAACAUGAUGGCUUACAUCUCCAAGCAAGAAGUCAAAAGUAUGGAAAGCUUAAAAGGGGUCAAUUGCUUACAGUCCCUCCUUAUCUAGUGAAGAGAAGGAAGCAACAUUUUCAUAAUUUGGAAGAGUAUGGGAUUGACUUGAUACUAGGCUGUAACGGAUUUAUCUGGGUCGGGGAACACGUUGUAGCUGCAGAUGAUAUAGUGGAAGAACAGAUAAACAAGUCCGAACAACAAACAACUAUGAGUCUGGAGGAACAAGAGCAAGUUUCUACCCCACUUGAGAUCAGACAAUACAUUUGCAGGACGGCAAACGCAAUCCGAGUUUUGUCUACUCUGGGUUUCAUUGUUACCGUAGAAGUGAUCAUGGAGAUAGUAGACUUGAGUUGCUCUAUGAAUGUCGAUAUCCAUGAAAUGCUUGGUUCAGAGUUUUGUGUUUUGGUUGCCGAGAAAGAGGUUGAACGACGAACCUUGACCAAAAAAAUGAGAUGAGGAGAAAGGAUGGCUUUCAAAUCUUUAUGGCAAACCAAUUUCUCUCAAUGUAGUUUUACCUUUUGUUUCUUUUUACUUGAACCUUGAUAUUGUUUGGAAAGGUUUUUUUUUAUAACCAAAAUGCAAAUGUCGUGGUGCUUGUCAAUUGGGAAAGAAAAAGGAAAUUCUUGAGCAAUCCAAUGAGAAUUUUAAAUAUUUCAUCAAAA